This is a messenger RNA of Motacilla alba alba, 2200 nucleotides long. RefSeq names its product IQ motif and Sec7 domain ArfGEF 2 (gene IQSEC2). Lineage: Eukaryota; Metazoa; Chordata; Aves; Passeriformes; Motacillidae. The annotation marks the transcript as partial. Gene Ontology annotation, biological process: regulation of ARF protein signal transduction; actin cytoskeleton organization. The record is from RefSeq and is a predicted model, not a curated record. The transcript is spliced from 10 exons. Gene Ontology annotation, molecular function: guanyl-nucleotide exchange factor activity.
GAAGCCGGAGAAGGGGAUCCAGUACCUGAUCGAGAGGGGCUUCCUGUCCGACACCCCCGUGGGCGUCGCCCACUUCAUCCUGGAGCGGAAGGGCCUGAGCCGGCAGAUGAUCGGCGAGUUCCUGGGCAACCGCCAGAAGCAGUUCAACCGCGACGUCCUCGACUGCGUGGUGGACGAGAUGGAUUUCUCCGGGAUGGAGCUGGACGAGGCCCUGCGGAAGUUCCAGUCCCACAUCCGCGUGCAGGGGGAGGCGCAGAAGGUGGAGCGCUUGAUCGAGGCCUUCAGCCAGCGCUACUGCGUGUGUAACGCGGCCCUGCUGCGCCAGUUCCGCAACCCGGACACCAUCUUCAUCCUGGCCUUCGCCAUCAUCCUCCUCAACACCGACAUGUACAGCCCCAGCGUCAAGGCCGAGCGCAAGAUGAAGCUCGAGGACUUCAUCAAGAACCUGCGAGGGGUGGACAAUGGCGAGGACAUCCCCCGGGACAUGCUGGUGGGCAUCUACCAGCGCAUCCAGAGCCGCGAGCUGCGCACCAACGACGACCACGUGUCCCAGGUGCAGGCGGUCGAGCGCAUGAUCGUCGGCAAGAAACCGGUGCUGUCCCUGCCCCACCGGCGCCUGGUCUGCUGCUGCCAGCUCUACGAGGUGCCCGACCCCAACCGGCCCCAGCGCCUGGGGCUGCACCAGCGCGAGGUUUUCCUCUUCAACGACCUGCUGGUGGUGACGAAGAUCUUCCAGAAGAAGAAGAUCCUGGUGACCUACAGCUUCCGGCAGAGCUUCCCGCUGGUGGAGAUGCACAUGCAGCUCUUCCAGAACGCCUAUUACCAGUUCGGGAUCAAGCUGCUGUCGGCGGCGCCGGGGGGCGAGCGCAAGGUGCUGAUCGUGUUCAACGCCCCGAGCCCCCAGGACCGGCUGCGCUUCGCCAGCGACCUCCGCGAGUCCGUGGCCGAGGUGCAGGAGAUGGAGAAGUACCGGGUGGAGGCCGAGCUGGAGAAGCAGAAGGGCGUGGCGGGGCCGCGGGGCGCGGGGCCCCCCCGCGAGGCGCUGAACGGGCUGAGCCGCAGCAGCCUGGAGGAGGCGUUCGGCGCAGAGGGGCUCAAGCGCAGCGCGCUCAGCAGCUCCCUGCGAGACCUGUCCGACAGCGGCAAGCGGGGCCGGAGGAACAGUGUGGGGUCCCUGGACAGCACCAUCGAGGGCUCCAUCAUCAGCAGCCCCCGGCCGCAGGCGCGGGGGGGCCCGGGGCGCGCCCCCGAGGGGGGCUACAAGCCCCCGGCCCGGCCGGUCUCCAACUCCUCGUCCUUCCUGGGGCUCGCUGUUCGGCAGCCGCCGCGGCAAAGGCCCCGCCGGGCCCCCCCCCCGGCGCGGGGGGUCCCGCUUCGGCCUCGGCCUCCUCCUCCUCGGCGUCCUCAUCGCAUCACCACCACCACCCGCCGCCCGCCGCGCCCCCCCCGAGGGCCCCUCCAAGCUGCAGGCGCUGCACGCCCAGUACUGCCACGGGCCCGGGGGGGCGCGGCGGGCGCGGGGGGGGGGUCCGGGCCCUCCGCCGCCGCCGCCGUACCCGCAGCAGCCGCCCCCUCCCAACCGGCCCGCGCCCCCGCCCGCCGCUGCCGGCCAUCGCCGCCGGGGCCCCCCCGCGCUUCCACGGCGGGCCCACCCCGCCGUUAUCGGCGCCCCCCCAGCAGCACGGCCCCCCCGGCGGGGGGUUCCCCCCCCCCGCACCCCCAUUACACCUUGCACCGGCCCGGCAAAAGGGGGGGGGCUCCUCCCGGCGCCCCCCGGCAGCCGCUGUCCCCCCUGCCCCUCUACAGCCCCGCGCCCGCCCACCACGGGCUGUCGCACGCGUACCCCCCCGGGCCCCCCCCGCACCACCACCCGCCGCCGCCCCCCGCCCCCGCCAAGCACUUCGUGUUCGGGGGGGGCGGCGGAGUUGGGGGGGGCCCGGCCGGGGGGGCUUUACGGGGGGGAGGAGGGGGCGCGGCGCCCCCUGCCCAUCACCACCAUCACCACCAUCACCACCACCACGCGGGCCCCCCCCCACUCGCCCAUCCCCCCCCCACCCUUCCUACCCCCCCCCUGCCGCCCCCGUCGCCCCACACCCCCCUCAGCCCCCACUCCCCCGCCGGCCCCACCUCGCCCCUGGCCCAGGCCGGCCAGGGCCCCCCCAAACCCAAGGGGGGGAACCGCAUCAGCACGGUGGUCUGA